Pectinophora gossypiella (pink bollworm) is the source of this 4849-nucleotide messenger RNA. RefSeq names its product titin homolog. The coding region runs from base 157 to 4707 and encodes 1516 amino acids. The transcript has 21 exons. NCBI's taxonomy places the organism in Eukaryota, Metazoa, Arthropoda, Insecta, Lepidoptera, Gelechiidae. The record is from RefSeq and is a predicted model, not a curated record.
AUAAAAACAUGGCUUGAUUUCACUGCGAUAUUUGCGUAUUUGUUUUUCAUACAAAAUAUUGAAUAGUCUUAUUGUUGCUAUAUAAUUUUGUGAUUUUCGAUAGUAAAAUAAGUAUCGUUAUGUGUUUUUUAGUCAUAGUGUAGGUAGAUAAUUAAGAUGGAGUUUGGGAGCUCCAUUCAAGGCUCGGAGUCGCAGGAUUCUGAUGAGCCGGCGCCCCCAGGGACAGGAGGAUUUGAAGAUAUCAGGCACAAUGCACCAUCAACAUCAUCUCCUCUACCAUCGUCUUUCAAAGGAAUUGAGAAUGCAAAGAAGCGUCUCCGAGCAUUCUCCAUCCAGAAGAAAGCCCCACUUCCUCCAGUGUCUGUUGUUAAGCCUGUUAGCACAGGAAAUACUACAGUGCUAAUAGGAAAGCUGAGCAGUGUGAAGGUGACACCGAAGGUGGAGAAGCUUGAAGAUGAGCAGAAAAAGCUGCCGAAACCGCCCAAACCGGGUGCCAGACAGAAACUAUUUAACGAAUCAUAUACUGAAGUGCAGAAGAAGACAUUGGCAGAAAUAGAGGAUAUGAAGCGUAAGAUGGAGUUGGUGGACCUGGGGAUUCCAUUGGGUCUGGUGUGUCCUAGCACCAAUGCCAUACCUGCUAAGGCCAUGCCGACGAAAGCUAUGCCUCCGAUCAAGACAUUUCUCGAUACAGCAAAAAUUGAUGCAAUCAUACGAGAGGCGAAGAAAGCUAAAGCCGAAGGGAAAGAAUUCAAAUUCGAUUAUCAGAAGUUUGUACCGGAUUACGAUAAUCCGUUCCAAAGAAAGAAAGAGACAGAAGCUGAUAAAGCUGCGGAGAAAAAAGAUGAAGAACAACCCAACAGGAGAGGCAAGAGUGAUAAAGAUAAGGAGCGGAGGAAAGGUGAUAGAUUUGAUAGGAGAUACUGGAAAGAUGGCAAGGAUAAAUUUAGAGAUAAAGACAAAUUUAGAGAAAGGGAAAAGAGGGGAGAACAUAGAAGUAAGGAUAGAGAAGAUAAAAAUAAGGAAAUGCAAAGAGAAAGGGACGGUAGAAGCAGAGAUCGGGAUAUGAAGAGUAGAGAUAGAGACGAUAGGAGCAAAGAUCGUGACAAACAUAAAAUUAAAGAUGUCAAAAACAAAGAACGUGAAGAUAAAGGCAAAGAUAGAGACUCGAAGAUAAAAGAUAAAGAAUAUAAAGACAGAAAGGAUAGAGAAGAUUCUACACGGAAAGACAAAUCAAGGAAAGAUGCAGAGAGUUUAGACCAUGAGAGAGAUGGAAAGGAAACGGAUGUAAACUUGAAUGAUUAUUUAGUCUGUGAUAGUUGGUCUUUGGAUACUGAGGACAAAAACACAUCUAGUCCUCAAGUGGAGGAUAAAACUAAGACGGCAUCUGCAAAGACUUUCUUAGAUCCACUAGAGCAUCUGAGACAAAGUUUAGCUAAGAAAGAUUCUAGCAAGCCUGCAGAUGGUCCUAAGAUCAAAGAAAAACUUAAACCAGUAAUAGACUCGUUCAAAUUUGAGUUAGAUCCGAAUGACGAAAAUGAUGAUGAUACUAUGUUGGAUAUCUUCGACGAAGAUUCCGAUUUGGAGAGGUAUUCGCAAACUAAAUCUAGUAAGAAAGACCUUUAUGACUCCCCGGUUCAAAUGAAAUUCAGUUUCGACCGUGAAGCGAAGGAUAUCUCAAAUGAUGGUAUGAAUGACGACAUGUUUCUCGAAUCAGUAAUCAAUGAGUUGAAACAAGAAAAUAUGUCUGAUGAUGAGCAUCAUGAUAAAGGGUUAGUUGAAUACGACGAGUCUCCAAUUAAAAGUCCGCAGGAACCUAGUGUAGGGUCAGUGACUCCAGAGCUUGAUGACUCUAUAAGAUUGCAAAGUCAAAGAAGCGAUUACUCUGAUGGGUACAGAUCUGUUGAUAGCCGAAAGUCGACCGAAAGCGGCUAUAAGUCAACCGAAAGUGGCUUUAGAUCCGAAAGUAGUUUUAAGCCUGUUGAAAGCGCUUUUAAAGAGAUUGAAAGUGUAAAAUCCAAAACCUCUAAAGAAUUUAGUCUAUCGAUAGAAAAAGAAUUGGAUGAAGCGUAUGACAACAGAAUGUCCAAAGAUGUGGUGGAUUCGCUAGAAACUUGGAGUUUUGUGUUGAAAAUUUGUCAGCCUUUGCUGUUUCGACAUGAUAAGAAUAAAUGUUAUAAAGAAACCCGCACCGCUCCCAAAGUAUGGUACACCCAGAACCCCAAGUUGUGUAGCUGCGUCAAGGAUCGAUCAGUGGUGUAUGAGGAAUUGGAGAUGUGCAAGAUGAACCUUGUCGACCGAGUGUACGGAUGCGACCAGAUUCCCGACGCGCCGUAUCAAGUAGCCCGUUCCUGGUACCCCCGCAUAGAACAAUGCCUCGUAGAGAACCCUAAGACUGUGGAUAUGACCACUGAGUGGGAUAUUGAGGAGCGUCGCCCUGAGAAGAGCAAGCUGAGACGGUCUCAGACCCCUGAGAAGGUGGAAGAGGAGUCUCUGGAUAGAGAAUAUCAGAGAUUCAUGGAAGCAGUAGAAGGGUGGCCAGAGGUGGAAGGACCUGGCAAGGACGACUCGCGCAGCACGACGCCCGUCCGACACGAGAGCAGGAAGAAGAAGGCGGAAGAUAGCGGCAGAGAAGAGAAGAAGAAGGCCAAGAAGAUGAAGCUGAGCAGCGGAGGCUGGAGUCAGGAGUCCGAUGUUGAGGAGGAGAAAGCAAAACCUGUCAAACCCGAGAAGGUGAAAGCUAAACGCAAACGCAAGCACUCGGCGUCAACAAUAUCAUCGGAAUCCCUCAGCGACGAUGGCGCUAAGAAACGGAAGAAGGUCGCUAAGAAAAAGGAUGAAAAGAAGGUGAAAACAAAAGCAAAACGUAAAAAGUUGGAGAAGAAAAUGGCGAAGAAAUUGAAAGAGAAGAAGAAGAAGAAAAAAGUGGAGAAGAUAGAAGUGGAUUCAGACUUGGAGGAAGAAGAGGAAGAAAUAAAGAAGAAAGAUAAAAAGUUGAAGAAAAAGAAGCAACAGAAACUCAAGAAAAAAACUGAAAAGAAGAAGAAACGCGUUCGUUCUUCUAGCAGUAGUUCGUCGUCUUCCAGCAGCGAUAGCAGUUCCGAGACGGAGUCUGAACUUGAUAAGAAGGCGAAGAAAAAGAAGAAGAAAGAAGCAGAGGCUAGAAAGAAGAAAAAGGAGAAGAAGAAGAAAUCGAAGCAGCAGUCCGCUUCGGACUCCACUCAGAGCGAGGAGUUGUUCGACGUGAACAUACUGAACAACAUCAAGACGGAGAGAGUCACGGAUGAUGAGAAGAGGGAGAAGUCUCCCGUCAAACAUAGAGAGAUCAUCAGCGUCAAGGAGCUACACGAAGAGUUCAGCUCUAAGGGGAAGGUCGCUCAAGUGCAGGUCAAACAGGAAGUAAUAGAAGAAGCUAAAAAUGUAGAAGUAGAGGACUUGGUAGAAGAGAGACAGGAAGAGAAGAGUUUAGAAGCGAUCGAGUUGCCAAAGGAACCGGAGCCGGAAAUGCCCCAGACGGUACAGGAAACGGAAGCGGAACUAAUGCACAAGUUCGACCUUGAAGGGAACGUAGAGGAAGAACAAUUUCCGGCCGAGGAGAAGAUAGAGACUGUGGAGUUUAAGGAACCAGAAAUCCCUACGCCGCCCCCACGCCCUGACGAAUCCUCACAAUGUUCGUCACAGGAAUCCAUCUGCAGCAUCAAAGACCAAACGUAUGAGAAAGACGAGAGUCACCUCCGACCUUCAUCGCAGAACAGCAACUACAGCUUCAAUGACGUCAUGGCUAGCCAAGUCGGGUACAAACCUAUGGAGGAUAAUUUGGAAGGAUAUGAGAAUUACGAUAUGUAUGAACAGAUGGCCAUGGCGUAUCAGAGCGACGUCGCUAGUCAGCUAGUGUCACCCCCUUCGACUGAGGUGUCGCAACGCAUAGAAACAGUGGUCCGGGCGCGCGGCCGCGGCGAGAUCAAGUGUGACUGGCGCGCCAGCGACCCGCCCGCCGUCACCAGCAACACCAGACCCUCGCGGUGGGGCCUGAAGCCCGGCGAGGUGAAUAUCGUGCUCACGGGCGCCGACACCGAGUGCGGGGAGCCCGAGACAGCGCCCCCGCCCGUCUACCAGAUACAGAGCCUCGCCAACAGGACUGACUCAUCCAUCGAAUACGACGAAGCGUACAUGGACAUGUACGGGGCGUCAGACAGGUUACAGUACGGGGACUGCUUCGCCGCGCCCCACCCGCAGCCACCGCAACAACAGUCCCAACAACAACAGGAGUCGCAACAACAGGAGACCCGCGGGCGAUCCCUCGACGAUCGCAUCAACCAGGCCUUGAGGGAUACCGUCCUUGGAGAUGUGGCUAAGGAUGACACUGAAAAGGAUACGCCUGAAAAAGGAAUUUUAGUCAUGAAAUCGUUGAGCGACACGCGUGCAGCCAAACGCGUCAGUUUCGCUGACGGAUACAAGCCCGGGCAGGACUCCGACGUCGAGGAACCGCCCGUUAAGAAGGCGCGGGCGCCGCGGCGCGUGGGGUGCGCGUGGCCGUGCGCGGCGGGGCACCCCGACCACGUGCCGCUGUGGGACGCGCUGCCGCCGCCGCCGCCGCCGCCCGGCUCGCCGCCGCGCCCGCCGCAGAGGCGCGCUGUACGAGAUCUAAGCAUGGCGAUACCAAACUUCAGGCCGCCGGAGCCACCGCCUGGAAUACUCAACUUCGCCUAGUGAUCAUCGCUAGUUCGUCAUCAUCAUCAACUUAUCAUGUCAUCGCCUCUGUCACCAAACAGCGAGGUGACCAAGUGAUCACGUUAUGUUGCAACUUAGCAAUACUUUUAUAUAUUGACAUUGAAUAUAUUGUAACUGAAUA